Molecule: messenger RNA, 972 nt
Organism: Emiliania huxleyi CCMP1516
Lineage: Eukaryota; Haptophyta; Isochrysidales; Noelaerhabdaceae
Exons: 3
Coding region: 1-972 (323 amino acids)
Source: RefSeq, a predicted model, not a curated record
AUGUACAUGUGCGAGGCCGAGCUUGCCGCGCUCGCUGCCCUCGUCGAGCGCAACGAGGGCAUCGAUCCAGCUCUCGGAGCCCUGCGCACCGCGGCUCUUUUGCUCAAGAAUGCUGCGGCUGACAAGUCGAAGGGUGUGCUGCGGGCUGACAACAAGGCGCUGCGGAGCAAGAUCCUCGGCUUGGACGGUGGCGCAGCAGCGCUGCACGCGCUAGGCUUUCGCGCCGACGUUGAGGAUCCGGAGCAGGCGACCACCUUCAGCUUGGCGGCCUCGUCCUCGACGGCGGCGCUCGCAGAAGCAGUGGGCGAGGCUGUGGCUCGCGUCGUGGCGCUGAAGGAUGCGAUCGUUGCCGUCGGCGACUCGAACGCGCCACAGGCCGCGCAGGACGCGCUGCGCCUCGCGGCGACGUAUGUCACAAAUCUUGCGUCCGACGCCGCAAAUGAGCGAAAGCGGCGAAUCGGCGGUGUGGCAGGCGAGGAGGCGGCGGGGGAGCCGAGCCCGUCCGAGGCGGUGACGAGCGUGCCACGCUUCGCCACGCUGCCUCUGGUCGACGCCCUUUGCGCGGGCGGGGCCCCGCCAGGAGGCGCGGACAUGCAGCCGAAACUGGCCAAGGCGAGGGACGGCCAGGCGGUGGUGCUGCUCUGCUGGCAGUCUGCUUCGAAGCGGUGGUCGCGCGUCGGGCAGAUGCCGAUCCCCUCCACUUCCUUCGCUUGGGCGCAGACGCUCCCCGAUGGCUCCGAGCCCGCCCUCUCCAUUGACGUCGACUUGGGCGAUGGCAAACUCCUUGAGCUGCGCGCGGGAGUGGGCGGCGGCGACAACGAGUACCUCGCGGCGAAACGUUUCAUCGACGCCAAUUGGGAGAGCCUCAACAACAACCACCUCGAAGAGAUUGCGCGCAAGGUGCGCGCCGCCGUCGGGCCGGUCCUGGCAACGGUGGAGGCGCUCCGCGACGCAAUGGAGGCGCAGAACUGA